GUAGACUGACAUAAAGUACUUUAUAUACUAACCUGUGAAGAAAAUAAAGACGCUCCAUUUCAGCUAAAACUUUAGGGGAUAUUUUUGUUCGGUAAAACAUGAGGAUUGAAAUAUUCUGGACGCCGACUGAACAAUACCGUCUUACAGAUAAUUGAACUUGUUCAGGUGACAUAUGCCUUAUGAUCCUGUAAACACCGUAUACUACUCUCAGCAUCAACUAUAGUUUUGAAAUAAGGGUUAUGGUGUUUUACCUAAUUGGCCUGGGGUUGGGUGAUCCCCGAGAUGUGACUGUACGUGGGCUGGAGGUCAUCAAGAAGUGUGAGCGGGUCUACUUGGAGGCGUACACGUCCAUCAUCAGUGGUGGAAAAGAGGGAUUGGAGAAAUUCUACGGUCGUGAGGUAAUUUUAGCAGAUCGGGAGCAAGUAGAGCAAGCAUCCGAUGACUUAUUUGUGGGCGCGGGAUCUAGCGAUGUUGCCUUACUGGUGGUUGGGGAUCCUCUUGGUGCCACUACACACACAGACCUUAAGCUGCGUGCCCAUCAGUUGGGUAUCCCUAUCGAGGUACUCAGUAAUGCUUCCAUUAUGAAUGCAGUGGGCUGCUGUGGACUGCAGUUGUAUCACUUUGGGGAAACUGUGUCUAUACCAUUUUGGCAGGAUGGCUGGGAGCCCGUUAGCUUCUGUGAAAAGAUUAAUCGAAACCUGCGAAAAAAACUUCACACACUCUGUUUGCUGGAUAUAAAGGUGAAGGAGCAGAGUUUAGAAAAUUUGCUGAGAGGAAGAAAAAUCUUUGAGCCUCCACGUUACAUGAGUGUCCAUCAGGCAGCUCAGCAGUUACUGACUGUGCUGCAGAGACACAAUGCUGGUGCACCAGACAGUAGUAGGGGCCCAGGAAAUGAUAAUGAAUGGCUCUUGACCAAGGACACCCAAUGUGUUGGAAUUGUUAGAGUUGGAACAAGUUCACAACACAUCAUGAGGGGCACUUUAAAAGAGCUAGCAGAGUCUGACCUUGGUGAGCCACUUCACUCUCUUAUUGUUUGUGGGGAAUGUCACCCUAUGGAAGAGGAAGCCUUAACCAAGCUGGCAGCCUAUUAUGAUGGCAGACAAAAGGAUUAUCACAACUCUACCAGAAAACAAGGAGUUUUUCACAUAGUUGGCCUUGGACUUGGACAGCCAGGUGAUGUGACAGUUAAGGGCCUUGACCUCAUCAGAAAGUCGUCACGAAUAUUCCUGGAAGGGUACACCUCCAUCAUGGCCGGUGGUGUUGAAGCAAUGGAAGCUUUGUUUGGAAGAAAAAUUAUAGUGGCAGACAGAGAAUUGGUGGAACAAAAGUCGGAAGAAAUCUUGCAAAGUACUCACAAUGGAGAUGUUGCAUUCUUGGUCAUUGGAGAUCCAUUUAGUGCCACCACUCACACAGAUCUGAUAGUUCGUGCUUUAGAUGAAAAUAUUCAGGUUAACAUUGUUCACAAUGCAUCAAUAUUGAAUGCUGUUGGCUGUUGUGGGCUCCAGCUUUACUCUUUUGGGGAGGCAGUGUCCAUACCAUUCUGGCAAGAUGGGUGGAGGCCGGACAGUUUUUAUGACAAAAUAUGCAGUAACUUGGAGAAUGGCUGGCAUACCUUAUGCUUAUUAGAUAUCAAGGUGAAAGAACAGAGUGUAGAAAACUUAGUCAAGGGACGGAAAAUAUACGAACCCCCAAGAUUCAUGACCAUGUCGCAGGCUGCUGCACAGCUUGUAGAAACCAUAAACAUUAGAGCAUCACAAGGGAGGCCAACACCAGUAGGUCCAGAUCAGUUAGUGAUAGGGUUGGCCAGGAUAGGCACAAGCACACAACAGUUGAAAGCAUGUACACUGGAGGAGAUGGUUGAAGUUGACCUUGGUGACCCCUUACACACACUUGUGGUAGUGGGAGAAACCCACCCAAUGGAAGAUGAGUAUGUUGACAUGUACAGGUCCUAAGAAUGAACACUUAUGUCUGAUCGUGGUAAUUAGAUGAUUAUGAAAAGUAUUCUUCCUCCACUUUGUAUACAAGAUGGCUGUUAUUUGUAUGUGAUGAAUGGAGCAUUUCUUAGCAUGUGCUCAGUGUGUGGAUAGAAAUUAUGCUUUAUAUAUAAUUUAACAUCUGUUCUAGAUGGCCUCCAUUGUGUUGUGUUAUCUUAACCUUUGCUGUAUAUUGUUUUCCAUAUACAGUACCAUUUGUGCCAUUUACUUCCCAUGAUCAGGGUACAGAGGGUAAGAUACACAGCUGUUUAGGCCAAGAGGCAUUAAUGAUCAUGUUAACCAGUGUAUAAGGCAUAGGGCUUUCAUUUUCAUUAAGGCAGAAAGGUCCUAUAUGUACAUAUGUUCAAAGAUGAAAAUUUCUUAAACUAGUUUUAUUUUAGCCCAAGUCUUGGGUGAUUGUUGCAUGGUGUAUCCUCUGCUUCAUCAAGGGUAUAUAAUAUUUUUUUGUGAGGGGUGAAGAAUGUACCUUUAUGAGAUGCACUGUACAGGGUUUGGAACACCUAUUUUGUUAUUGCAGGUCAUUGAGGUACAGUAUUAUGUACCUGGUCUGCCUUAAAUAUUCUUGAAUGAAUGUUCACUUUAGUUAUUGAGGUUGCAAGAAUGUCCAUUUUUUUUUUAAUGCUCUUAGUGUAAUGUAUUUGUUUUAUUAGAAUUUUUUUUUAAGUAAGUACUUUUGUUUGUAAGUAAUGUUCCUCAACAAUUCUAUUCAUCAUUCUAUUCAUCAUGUGCCAAAUUUUGAUAACUGUAUAGAUUAAAUUCUGUUUUGAAAUGAAUGCUGCUUAUCACUUCUGCAGGAAAUACUCUUUUUUAUAUGUUGUGUAUGUAUGUAUGUAUGUAUGUAUGUAUGUAUGUAUGUAUGUAUGUAUGUAUGUAUGUAUGUAUCAGGGCUGUGGAGUCGGAGUCGAGGAG
Messenger RNA from Homarus americanus (American lobster), 2903 nucleotides. RefSeq lists its product as uncharacterized. NCBI's taxonomy places the organism in Eukaryota, Metazoa, Arthropoda, Malacostraca, Decapoda, Nephropidae. The transcript has 7 exons. Gene Ontology annotation, biological process: protein histidyl modification to diphthamide. The coding region runs from base 240 to 1952 and encodes 570 amino acids. Gene Ontology annotation, molecular function: diphthine synthase activity. The record is from RefSeq and is a predicted model, not a curated record.